This is a messenger RNA of Funneliformis mosseae, 615 nucleotides long. The record is from the annotation of a GenBank genome assembly. Lineage: Eukaryota; Fungi; Glomeromycota; Glomeromycetes; Glomerales; Glomeraceae.
AUGGUUAAAGGAAGAAAAGUUGUUACAAAAAUAUCUAAUAGAAAGAGACCAAGAAGAUAUCGUCCAAAUAUUUCAAUCAUGUUAAGUGUUAACGACCUAAAUUCACUUGUUAGUAUUCCAGACACUUUAUCCAACAAUUCACACGUCAACAAUACGAACUCACCAACAAACACGCUAGUCAGUAACAAUUCGAACACGCUACUUAAUCCCAACACAAUCCCGCUACCUGGUAAUCCAAACGCGCAACCAAUCCAGCUUCCAAGAAAUCCAAACACGCAACCAAUCCCGCUAACUGGUAAUCUAAACGCGCAACCUACCCCGCAAACUGGUAAUCCAAACGCGCAAUCAACUACGUUAUCUGGUAUUCCAAACGCGCAACCAAUCCCGCUAACUGGUAAUCCAAACGCGCAACCUACCCCGCAAUCUGGUAAUCCAAACGUGCAAUCAACCCCGCUACCUGGUAAUGUUCAAAACACGCAGUCCGGCAAUAAUCCAAUCCCGUUUCGCACACCAAAUAAUAAUAAUCAAUAUAUGAUAAAUAUUAUUGAGCGACUUCAACAACAAUCAACGGGGAACGAUUCACUUGACGAAUUCUAUAAUGGAUUCAAAUUUUGA